CAACGUUUCGGGCAAUGGCCCUUCAUAGCAACAUAAUAUUGAUCCGAAAACACAUCGGAGAGCUGCAUAUACUCGACAUCACACCUGCGGAAACAUGCGCGUUCGUUUUGAGAUUCGCUCGUAAGAGGCAACGAUAACAAAACUACUUUUAAAGUUACGGUCGCGCGAUAGGAGGGUGGGCUGGGUGUGAGGUCCUCGUUUCAGCCACUCAACCGCAGCGAUCGAAGCACCGAGUUGAUUGUUUCUGCCCGGUUACCAACGGGUUCCGUUGAAAACACACACAAAAAAGCCGAGAAGAAUUUAGUUUUUCUCUUUAAAUUUGGCUAAAUUCCAGCUCUGGGAAUUACAAAUAGCGGUUUAGCGGCCACGUGAUGAAUAUUCCUCUGUGGAAGGUUACAUGGAUAAGCAGGUCACUCGAAGGGAUCUCACAAGUAGUUUUAAUUUCUGGGGCAUUACAAGGCCGUUGGGGGGGGGGGGUGAGUGGUGGCACAGCUGUUGGCACACAUCGCUAUGGACCCAACAUCAUUUGGAUCUAAGUAAACCGGUCCCGUGCACCAAACUGCACUGACCAGCGUGGUGAAGUAUGGUCAAAUUACGCUGAUCACUGAAAGUGAAAAAUGGCUGUUACAUUGGAGAGACUCAUAAUGCUGUUGUGGAACCAUAUAUAGCGUGACGCUGCACAACAGCACAUAACGCGUUUGUUAUUUAUUUAGAUGGAGACUGGGCGCAGUGGAAUCUAACAAGGCAUUGUUCAUCAGAGCGUGUUUACCCAGGGAAGCCUCACCGAGUCUCGUGCCUCUGUGUUUUUUCAGGAAAAUUCCUGCUAAGUUUUCGCAGUAGGGGGCGAUAAUUGCCAUCUAUAAUCGCGGGCAAUUUCAGAAAGUUGGCAAAAUUUGGACCUUGGUGUCGGCACGCAACGGCCCGCUCUUGCGAACGACACCACGAGAUCUCUUUAGCGGCCACGCCGGCAGUGGCGUGAGCAAGUAAUUGCAGGGCUGCGCCUUCACAUUUGAAGCAACAAUUGCACAACGUGAGACCGUGGGAAAGAUUGAUCGAGCGCAGCUUCACAAGGAUUGCCAAUCUGAUAAAUCCCGGUUAAAGUGGUGCCAAUAUGCCCCCUUUCCCAUAUCUGUAUUUUGCACAUGCCCUUAUUAAUUUGGGUACGUUACGUCGUGAAACACCGCCGCUAUUGAUGAUUUUGUGUUAUGGCUAAAGGUCUGCGUUGUGGAGGGAGAGGAGGAAUGCUUGGGGAAAGUUUCCAACUGACCUCCCUCCUCCCCCCCCCAACCAUCUCCCCCACCCCUUAUAGCUCCCUUCCAAAAACCCACCUCUCUCCCCACUGUGCAGCCAGCACCUCUCCCUCCCUCCCUCACUUGCCUCCCACUUUCCUCGCUCCAGACUCCAGGGGGUUUCAAGGAGGAGUCUGGGUAGCUCAUCCCGUCCGCUACCAACGGACAGACCCCGCCAGACACGGGCAAGACUCGGGCCAUCAACCACCACCAUCACCGCCUCUCGCUUCUACGGCGACGGUACACGGACUGCAAGUUUACAGCGCCGCGAGAAGUAUACGGCGCGUCUUGCUGCUGCUGCAGGACUCACCCGCUCUCUUCCCACUCAACCCGCACCUCCAGGGACAAAGUCGUUCCCAGGGAUGGCAUCGACUCUUCCACCCAAGGAUAGAUACUGGGCUGUGUGGCUCGCCUUCUUCGUACUUGGUGUAGGAACUCUGCUGCCAUGGAACUUCUUUAUCACUGCCAACAAGUAUUUCGAGGAGCGGUUGGCCGGCGAGGUGGAGGCGCGGGGAGGCAACUCCAGCGAGGGCCCCAGGCCCCUGACGCCGCUGCAGAGGAGUUUCAGCAACGCCAUGACGCUGUGCGCCAUGUUGCCCAUGCUCGUCUUCACCUGCCUCACGUCCUUCCUGCACGCCAGGGUGUCACAGAGAGUGCGUGUCCUCUCCGGCCUCGUCGCCAUCCUCCUCCUCUUCGUGGUCACGGCGGCCCUGGUGCGCGUCGCCUCGCUCGACUCCCGCCCGUCGCUCUUCUUCUCCAUCACCAUGGCCUCCAUCGUCCUCAUCAACUCGUUUGGCGCGGUGCUACAGGGCAGCCUGUUUGGCCUCGUGGGACUGCUGCCCGUGCCCUACACAACGGCGCUCAUGAGCGGCCAGGGCAUCGCCGGGGUCUUCGCCGCACUCUCCAUGAUCUCCGCCAUGAUUUCAGGGGCACAAGAGGAGCGAGACAGCGUGUUUGGAUACUUUGUGACCGCGUGUGUGGUCACGCUGGUGGCCAUCGUGGCUUACCUGUCCCUGUCUCACCUGGCAUUUGCCAGGUAUUACCUGACCCCCUGCAGAGACCUUGAUGGAAAUCCCGGACUCAUCUCACCAGAUGAGAGGGACCGGGAAGGGCUCUCCGGCGUCGGCGUCAUGAUGGUGGAGGAGCCUUCGCCCGCGAGCCGCUCCGCUCUCAAGAUGUCCGUGGUGCAGGUCUUCUUCAAGAUCUGGCCCAUGGCGAUCUGCGUGUGUCUCGUGUACACGGUGACCCUCGCGGUCUUCCCGGCCGUGACAGCGGGAGUUCAAUCCUCCAGCCAGGAUCCCACGUGGCGCCGGUUCUUUGUGCCCGUGUGGUGCUUCUUGUUCUUCAACAUCCUCGACUGGGCCGGGCGAAGCGCCACGGCUGUCUUCAUGAUCUCGAGCAGCUGGCUGCCACCCGUGCUCGUGUGCGCUCGCUCGCUCUUCAUCCCGCUCUUCAUGCUGUGCAACGCGAGCCCCGACAGCCGCUCCCUCCCGGUGCUCUUCCACCACGACGCCGCCUACAUCGUCUUCAUGAUCCUCUUCGCCUUCAGCAACGGAUACCUGGCCAGCCUUUUCGUGUGCUUCGGAACAAUGCGGCUGAGCGGACCCGACUCGGAGACAGCAGGAACGGUCAUGAUGUUCUUCCUUUCCCUGGGGCUCGCCCUCGGUGCUGCCUCCUCCUUUGUCUUCCGAGCAUUGCUCUGAGCAGAGGAGGAAGAAGGGCAGAGGGAGGUUUGGGCGUGGGGCCUGAGGGGUGGAGGAGGAAGAGGAGGAGGAGGUGAUGAAGACACCGCAGAUGCAAUGUGUACCCCAGGUCCAUUGUGUUCGGUUAACUGAGUAAAUAUAAUAAUUAGCACACCAUAGCCUGUUCAGUAUUAUUUCAAGUAUUUCUUCAAGAGUUGAAAGCACGUUUUAAGUACCGUGUCAACAUUACUUAGUGUACCGAAAGGUACGUGUUAGCCUUUUAGAGGAGAUGUCUGUUAGUCAAGCCGUGUCGUAUUCCAUUUCCUCUGAGGAUCGACCAGCUUAGUUUGAAUGCUUCGCUUCCGUUUUGAAAUCCUAUUUUUUUUUUACAUUACGCCCUCAAGCAGAUCACCGCAGAGUGCCUUUUUUACAGUAAUUUUAAGAGCUUACGACAGGCGAAUGCUCCACAUCUGAGCCGGCGGUGCUACCGUGAAGAGAAGCAACUGUGACCCAGAAAGGGCUUCAGUGCAACAGAGCAAUCACCCUGCGAGACACCGAGAAAGACAACGGUGAGCAUCUGUACCUGGACAGAUGGACGGAUGGACGAUGAGAUGACCAUCAGGGCGGACAUGAAUCCGCUCGACCGAGUGUCCAGGGUCGUUGUGCCGCAGCUUUGCGAGUCAACCAAAGGAUGUCAAAUACAAAAUGUGCCCUUCUAACUUAGGCGAUGUCGGUUUUUAUAUCAUGUCGGGAAGAGAGCGAGAGAGAGUUGAAACAGCUGUAAUGUGGAGUGUGGCUGCUUAACCCAUGGUCAUCGACAUUAUCAACAAGGAAAGUGUGGCGAGAAACUUGCUCGCUCUGUAAAUGUAAUCUCACUAGCUCACAUUACCUGCUGAGCUUGAAGCCAAGGCGAUUAUGAGCUGGAAAAUGAAAACAUACCGAAGGACACUUGCUACCGAGCUCCGUUGAGCCACUGUCCAGUUAACGGUCAUAUAACCUUUACCUCCUCCUGGCGCACGUUAUAUUGUUUGCAUUACUUGGUUGGUUUUUACUUAACUUUUGUUUUGCAAAAAAAUUUUGUUAACGAGUAUCGAUCUGCAGUACUGAUUGAUAUUCUUAUAUUAUACAAGUGGUUUUGGUUGCCACGUAUAAUGUGGCUUAAUUCUGAGCUGUUUCCUGCUGGCGAAUCUAUGAAUUCAGAAAGUAAGGAGGUUCUUUUCAAAAAUCCCUAGAUAACAGGAAUCAUGAAUUGUGGCCAUGCAACCCCAAACUAUGGACCAUAUAGUAAACCAAUUUAUCCUGCGCCCAUUCAACGGAGAUGGAACAGCAAAACGACACAAACCCUCUCCUGAACCCCUCUCGUCUUGGGUAGCAGACCUCUACAUUGGCAUUUAGUUUCUGGACACAAUGUAAUACGCAAUAAUAUAAGCACUUAACAGAGCACAUGGUAGACUGAAGCGUCCAAGGGCACAGGUUCAUCGAUUGUGAACCUUACAGUCACUAGAUGUCUAAAAUGAAAUGUCAAUAAACAACUGACCGAGUAUAACGCAUAGCAAACGUAUGCAGGAUCCUGAACACAUACCAAUAACCCGCCAUUCGCCACUAAGUGACGGUGACGUCACCACGGCGUUUGUGCCAGGCCAGGUGCACUUUGAGACGAUGUAAAGUGUCGAAAGCUCACUUAUAGAGGAGGUGACGGGUUGGCUGACUGAGAUGACUAACAAAUUCAUCAGCCGUACCCCCUACUGUGCCAACGUGCUACAUUUUAGCAGCCCGGCACUCUGCUCGCUGUUGUGAGAGUUACUGCUCCACCCUACGUUGUUGUUGGAGAGCGACUGCCCCCAACUGCCCAGUAGCAUCCUUCACGAGUCUCCUCCAUAGAGGCCGAUCUUGACACCGCUGGUACCGGUCUUCGGCAAUUUCACUCAGCUCAGCUCCGCAUCGUACCGUCCCGCAUCAGUCCAUCUCUUCGCCAGCCUGAAUAAAUACCUGCCGUUUCUCCUAUAUCUGUGCCAUGUCCUCGUCCCGGACAGUUGCUAGGUGUGACGCUAUUCCGUUUGACGACACGUCGCCAGUAGGUCACUGGGGAAACCCAAAAGUCGAUAAAACCUCGGGACAAAAUCGCUCGAAUUGGCAACAGUCUUGUAACAACCCCCAGAGAUUCGAUGAAUUAUGACAAUGGGACUAAAAUACAGUUAGUCCCUCAUUGGUUAACGUUUUUUUCGGUUAACGUUUCGCCUCCCAUGAGACCCCAUAUGGUUUCGACGAACGUUCACGUUUUGAUUAGCGGUCACGUGUUUACGUUGUGCACGCGGAGCGCCAAUUUCGGCCAAUCCGAGCGCUCUUAAGUGGGCCUGAGCCGUGCCCUCGGCCAAUCAGUGACGCCCGUUUAUGAGCCGUUUAGACGUCGAUUGGCUUUGUUUACAUUGCGUUUUAUGUUUUUUAGCAGUGGAAACAGCUCUCUUGUAGACUCAUUGAUUUUUUUAAACGUAUUCUUCGACGUGUAAGUGAACUCGACUACAGUAAUGCGUUAUUAUCGUUUGUCUACUUUCGCUCCAUUACCCUAACGUUUUUCAUAUGCAUUGUAAAUUAAUUGAUCCUUACCCGCACGAUCAGAUGCAUUGUGUAUUUUUUUUUAAAUGGCAAGAAUGUAUUUACGGGAUACCGUACACGAUACAUAAUCACUGUCGCCAUGUAUUGACUAAGUAGCGCCAUCUAGUGGUGUUGAUGGUAGUGCUGAAUGUCUCAAUUUAACAAACCCCACAACUGGCAUGAUGUAUCUUAGUACUGUAUAUUGAUAUACGUUUGAUAAUAAUAUUGAACUUGUUAAAAACCUAUUGAUCUAAUGUUCUCUAUUAUCAAACGUAUACGGUACAUUCUUUUAUAUUGUCAAUAAGCAAACGUUGUUUAUUAGUUAUUUUUAUAUGUACAACAAACGUAACAUUUUUAGUUAGUGAUUGAAUGUUGUCGAUUUCAUGUUAUCGAUAAUUAAGGACAUUAAAUACGUUUAUUAAAUAUGUUGUUGAUUUUUGAACGUGUAGAAAUAAUCAAACAUAGCGUCAAAUAUCAUGCCACAACACGCUGCCAUUUGUGAAUGCAACAAACCCAUCAGCGUUUCUUGCAUAAUCCACAAACGUCUGUGUGUGUUCUACACCAUUGUGUGCGUCUUGUGUGAAAUUCGCGGUUGUCCGGUUUAUUAUUGUGUGCUUUCUCGUCAUUUUACAGAUUAGAUUUCAGUGGUUGAACGGUUAUGGUGAUAUUUGUCCUUAAUGUAAUGUAGUGCAAAGUAUAUUAAAUUCAUGCACGCAAUCCACAUCUUUAUCAUUAUUAUUAUUUACAUGCAUAUGUUCCAUAUUCUCUGUCACUGUUCAUGUAUUGUUUUAAUCCAACUACCAUCGCGGACAAUGAACACGAGUGAAUAAACAAGUUCUUCUUAAGG
This is a messenger RNA of Petromyzon marinus (sea lamprey), 6410 nucleotides long. The record is from RefSeq and is a predicted model, not a curated record. Lineage: Eukaryota; Metazoa; Chordata; Hyperoartia; Petromyzontiformes; Petromyzontidae.